CAAGAAAUAAUUAGUAAUGUUUACCCUUUGGUCGCUGGUGGAAGCAUCAUUGCUGUUCCUCAAUGCAGUGUGCGUUUUAAGUGAAGAGCGAUUCCUGGCCAAAUAUGGUUGGGGUAUGGCACAACAGGUGCAGGGAUUCGGAGAGCCCACAUCGACCAAAUCACAGCUUUUGCUGCUCGUACGAUCCAUUCGGACGGUGGCUAAAAUUCCUUUAAUAUUACUCAAUGUAGUGGCGAUAGUAUUUAAAUUACUUCUUGGCUGACGAUCCUACGUUACAUUACUUAUGCGCAUUUCUAACUGAAUAAAUAUAUCUAUGCUUAAUGUAGUAAUGGUUUACUGCUUUGUUUUGAGCGAUUUAAAUUUGU
This is a messenger RNA of Anopheles nili, 365 nucleotides long. RefSeq names its product immediate early response 3-interacting protein 1. NCBI's taxonomy places the organism in Eukaryota, Metazoa, Arthropoda, Insecta, Diptera, Culicidae. Gene Ontology annotation, cellular component: COPII-coated ER to Golgi transport vesicle; Golgi membrane; endoplasmic reticulum membrane. Gene Ontology annotation, biological process: endoplasmic reticulum to Golgi vesicle-mediated transport. The record is from RefSeq and is a predicted model, not a curated record. The transcript has 3 exons. The coding region runs from base 17 to 262 and encodes 81 amino acids.